Messenger RNA from Carassius carassius (crucian carp), 3273 nucleotides. RefSeq names its product UDP-glucuronosyltransferase 2C1-like. The record is from RefSeq and is a predicted model, not a curated record. The coding region runs from base 54 to 2288 and encodes 744 amino acids. The transcript is spliced from 7 exons. NCBI's taxonomy places the organism in Eukaryota, Metazoa, Chordata, Actinopteri, Cypriniformes, Cyprinidae. Gene Ontology annotation, molecular function: UDP-glycosyltransferase activity.
AGAUCCUCGUUUCCCAGAUCACGCUGCACUUUCAGAAGCAGAAACAUCUGACCAUGAUUUCUGGGACUUUAUUUGUGCUUGUACUGCUGUGUGGAGUAGAAGCUGGCAAGGUUUUAGUGUUGCCAGGCGAGUACAGUCACUGGCACAACAUGCGUGCGAUCAUUGACGCGCUGGUCGAUCGUAACCACAGUGUGACUGUUCUGGUCAGUUCUUCAUCACCUACUGUACCGCACACACGGAAGGAGCGGUUCGAUUUCAAUGUGUUUAAAGUCAAUAUGGAGAAAGAAGAGGCUGAUGCUGUGUGGAGUGACUUCAUUCAUCUCUGGAUGAAUGACACAGCCAGUAAAUACGAGACCGUGUUCAACAUCUGGCGAGUGAUGUCAAACUUCAUGCUGCUGGCUACUGACAUAUGCAAGGGCAUGUUUCACAAUGAGGAUCUUUUACACACGCUUCAAGAAUCUCAUUAUGAUGUGCUGUUUUCUGAUCCAAUGAUGCCAUGCUCUGACUUGAUGGCACAGAAGCUGAAUAUCCCGCACGUCCAGUCGCUGCGUGCAACAUUUGCGUAUACUUUCGAGCGGUUUUGUGGUCAGAUGCCUGCGCCGCCAUCCUAUGUUCCUGCAGCCGCUUUGCAAGAUCACCUCACCGAUCAUAUGAGCUUCACAGAGAGAGUUGAAAACAUGCUCCUCUACAUCAUACAUACAUCUAUAUUUCGACUGAACAUGAAGUUCACUUAUGACUGGCUUUACACUGAAAUAAGAGUGUUGCCAGGCGAGUACAGUCACUGGCACAACAUGCGUGCGAUUAUUGACGCGCUGGUCGAUCGUAACCACAGUGUGACUGUUCUGGUCAGUUCUUCAUCACCUACUGUACCGCACACACAGAAGGAGCAGUUCGAUUUCAAUGUGUUUAAAGUCAACACGAAGAAAGAAGAGUCCAAUGCUGUGUGGAGUGACUUCAUUCACCUCUGGAUGAAUGACACAGCCAGUAAAUACGAGAUUGUGUUCAACAUCCGGCGAGUGAUGUCAAACUUCAUGCUGCUGGCUACUGACCUAUGCAAGAGCAUGUUUCACAAUGAGGAUCUUUUACACACGCUUCAAGAAUCUCAUUAUGAUGUGCUGUUUUCUGAUCCAAUGAUGCCAUGCACUGACUUGAUGGCACAGAAGCUGAAUAUCCCGCACGUCCUUUCGCUGCGUGCAACAUUUUCAUACACUUUCGAGCGGUUUUGUGGUCAGAUGCCUGCGCCGCCAUCCUACGUUCCUGCAGCCGCUUUGCAAGAUCACCUCACCGAUCAUAUGAGCUUCACAGAGAGAGUUGAAAACAUGCUCCUCUACAUCAUACAUACAUUUAUAUUUCGAUUGAACAUGAAGUUCACCUUUGAUCUGCUUUACACUGAAAUAUGGGGCAAACCCACAACAAUGUGUGAGACCAUGGGAAAAGCCGACAUCUGGUUGAUUAGAACCUACUGGGAUUUCGAGUAUCCACGUCCACUCCUGCCUAAUUUUAAAUUUGUUGGAGGACUACACUGCAAACCAGCCAAGCCUCUGUCAAAGGAACUAGAGGAGUUUGUGCAGAGCUCGGGAGAUCAUGGCAUCGUUGUCUUCUCACUGGGUUCCAUGAUCGGCAACUUGACAUUGGAAAGAGCUAACACUAUUGCUUCUGCUCUUGGUCAAAUCCCACAAAAGGUUGUUUGGCGUUAUAAUGGGAAAACACCAGAAACUCUCGCCCCCAAUACAAAACUCUAUGACUGGAUCCCACAGAAUGAUUUGCUUGGUCAUCCAAAAACAAAGGCCUUCAUAACCCACGGUGGGACAAAUGGACUGUAUGAGGCUAUUUAUCAUGGUGUCCCAAUGGUGGGCUUGCCACUGUUUGCUGACCAGCCUGAUAAUCUAAUGCACAUGAAAACCAAAGGAGCUGCUGUUUUUCUUGAUGUCAACUCAAUGCAGUCCAAAGACCUGGUGGAUGCUCUGAAGAUUGUCAUAAAUAGUCCAUCGUACAAGGAGAGCAUCAUGAGACUGUCCAGAAUCCACCAUGAUCAGCCGAUGAAGCCUUUGGACCGGGCAGUUUACUGGAUCGAAUUUGUGAUGCGGCAUAAAGGAGCUAAACAUCUACGAGUUCAGGCACAUGAUCUGAGCUGGUUUCAGUACCACUGCCUGGAUGUAGUGGCCUUCUUACUCUCAAUCGUUGCACUCAUCACAUUCCUCUUCAUUAAAACAUGCCGUUGCCUUUUCCGUAAAUGUUUCAGAAAGACUCGUCCUGAUGCCAAAGCACAAAAGCAUAAAAAAGAGUGAAUGCAAAGUAGAAUUCCAUAGAAGAAUUGCCGUCAGUUGACUGUGGUAUGUAUGUUGUCACAUGUAUAUGAUGGCCAGUGUGCAUUUAGUCUACAUUCCAAACUUGAAAUACAUGUGAAUGUUCAUGUAAAAUAAAUUAAAAGUGCCUCAGGUUAAAAAUAGUGCAGGAAACUCUUUUCUUUCUGCCGUCAUGUUUUUACUACUAUUGUACUAUUACAAAAAUGAAGGGUGACAUCCAUCCAUUCUCUGUGUUGUGUGUAAAAAGGGUGACAGGUGAGUGCAAUGCAUGUGUGUAGUAAAAGCCCAUAGUUAAGAGUGACAUAAAACAUUCUGCAUUAUUUGCUGAAUGAAAUCCAAUAAUGUUCAAUACUAAUUGAUUGAUUCUGAUCCUGAAAGUAGUACUUUUGUUCUAUAGCAUGUCAGUUUUUCUCACAAAAUAUGCUGCAUUUCAGAGCAGUUUUGCUUCCAACAGCUGUUUGUAAGGAAUAACAUUAGAUUUAAAAAUUCAGAUUCAGAAACACCUUAUUUAAAGUUUAACAAGUUGCAUUUAAUAUCAGUCAGUUGGGGGCAGUUGAUCUAAAAGUUGAGUGUGUUUUUACUAACAUAAUUGACCAAAGAAAAGAAAAAUCAUACAAGGUUUUAAUUUCUAACCUAUUUUUGAGUUUGUUUAUUAUAUAAAACCCUUUUGUUGAUUUUCAGAAUAACUAGGCUACAUAUAUACAGUAAAUAACUAUAUUGUGAAAUAUAUAGUUACUGUGAUAUAAAAUUUGUCAUACAGUGAAACUGAAUUUUGGUCAUCGACCAAUAAAACGGCUUAAUUUGCACCCCAGUUCUGCACUCUCUCACUCUCACUCACUCUGUUUUGCUACAGGAAUAUGUCAAAGCCUAAUAUUUGAAGCAGUCCUGCCAAAUCUGAGAGGCUGUACAUGCUGACUUGUGGUUGUAGAGUGAAACUGAAGUAAAGUGCAAAAGUAAAUAUGUUGUA